Striga asiatica is the source of this 1179-nucleotide messenger RNA. Lineage: Eukaryota; Viridiplantae; Streptophyta; Magnoliopsida; Lamiales; Orobanchaceae. The record is from the annotation of a GenBank genome assembly.
AUGAAAAUUCAUUCUUAUGAGUACAGGAAAAUCAGGCCGAGAAUGACGCUGAGUGUUUUCAUCAAGAUCUUGCUACUUAGCUUAUUCGACCCGAUUAUCGGUCAGAACAUGUUCUAUGCCGGCAUGAGAUAUUCUUCGGCCACGUUUGCUGCAGCUAUGUGCAAUCUUCUUCCUGCACUAACUUUUGUAGUGGCAUGGAUUCUCAGAGUUGAGAAGGUGGAUUUCAAAAGUAUACGCAGCCAUGCAAAGAUUAUGGGGACUUUGGUGACAGUAGGUGGAGCCAUGAUUAUGACUCUAAUUAGCGGGCCCAUAAUAGGAUUACCAUGGACACACAAAGCCCGUGAUAGUCAUGCUUCGACCAAUCCUAAUGACAAGGAGGACCCGGUUAAGGGAGCCCUGAUGAUCACCGUUGGAUGUCUCGGUUAUGCCCUGUUUUACACUGUUCAGGCCAUCACGUUGAAGUCGUAUCCUGCUGGACUUUCGCUAACGACUUUAAUAUGUACACUUGGAGCCUUGCUCGGGACUAUUCUGACUUUCUUGGUCGAGAAGGCAAAUACUUCGGUGUGGGCCCUUGGAUGGGAUGCCAAGCUUUUGGCUUAUGUUUAUGGUGGAGUGGUGUCGUCUGGAAUAACGUAUUAUUUAUCCGGGGUGAUAAUGAAGACAAAGGGACCGGUUUUUGUGACGGCAUUUAAUCCUUUGGCCAUGGUUAUCAUCGCAAUUUUAAGCUCCUUCAUUUUCGCCGAGCAAAUGACAGUGGGAAAAGUAAGUGGAGCUACAGUUAUCGUAAUCGGGCUAUACAUGGUAAUUUGGGGUAAGAGCAAGGACCAGAAAGUAAUUGAACUAACUAAGCAAGAUAAGCCAGAGACGAAACCUUCAAGUUCAACCGAUGAGGCAAAAGCUAAUGGUGUGAAUGGCUCAGAGAUGACAACUGGACCCAAUGCUGUUUAAGGAGAAGGAUAAUAUAUAUUCUGACUCAUCAAUCCUCGAAUCUUCAUCUAUAUGUAUUUGUGGCUACGUACACCCACUAAAUGUGGAAGUGGGAAUAAGUAGUUAAUACUAGCUUUCUAGAACUUUCUACGUACCUCUCAAGACAUAUAUGUCCCCAAGAAAAAAAAAAUAAAAAAAAAAUUGUGUAUCAUGUAACUUAAUUAUCAUUGGUUCUAUAUUUAUAUAUAAAUU